Salvia miltiorrhiza (redroot sage) is the source of this 1522-nucleotide messenger RNA. RefSeq lists its product as uncharacterized. Lineage: Eukaryota; Viridiplantae; Streptophyta; Magnoliopsida; Lamiales; Lamiaceae. Bases 62 to 805 code for a protein of 247 amino acids. The record is from RefSeq and is a predicted model, not a curated record. The transcript has a single exon.
CUACGAAGAACAAUUCUCUCAUAUCCAAUACAUAUCUUCAUAUUCUCAAAACACACGACUUAUGUCUUCAUCUUCUUCUGAACAUGAUGUUGAAGAAACGGCUGCAUCUGCAGCUGCAGCUGUAGCUGUAGCUGAAGCUGAAGCCUUUAUGGAAGAGUACAUGCGCCAAUACAUGGAGGAUAAUAGUAUCCAUCAACAUGUGCUGCGAGCAAUAGCGUCAAACACACCUCACACGAGACGAUAUGUGCAACGAGAUCGGGAAGGAGCACACGAGCGACUCAUGCGGGAUUAUUUUGAUGAUAAUCCAACAUGGGGUCCCAAUGUAUUUCGGCGGCGUUUUCGGAUGCGAAAAGAGUUAUUCACUCGCAUAGUGAAUGCUUUGGAAGCCCACAACACAUGGUUUCAACAAAGACCCGAUGCCACAGGGAAGAAGGGUUUCACGCCACUACAAAAAUGCACGAAUGCGAUUAGACAGUUGGCAUAUGGUGGCCCAGCUGAUCACUACGAUGAGUACCUGCGGAUUUCUGAAACAACAGGGUACGAGUGCUUGCGCCACUUCUGCCGAGGUGUUAUUGAGGUUUUCGGUGGACACUACUUGAGGCGGCCAACCGUUGAUGACUAUCAGCGCUUGAUGGAGAUGCACGAGCAGAGGCAUGGCUUUCCUGGAAUGCUCGGGAGUCUUGAUUGUAUGCACUGGACAUGGAAAAAUUGCCCAGUAGCAUGGAAAGGCCAAUUCACCCGUGGCGAUCAUGGAGUCCCAACAAUUAUGCUUGAGGCGGUUGCAUCUCAAAAUUUGUGGAUCUGACAUGCUUUUUUUGGAGUUGCAGGGUCCAACAAUGAUAUAAACGUGCUUAAUCAGUCUACACUAUUCAACGACGUUCUACAAGGGCAAGCGCCUUCCAUCCCAUUCACAGUAAAUGGCACGCAAUAUGCCCAUGGAUACUACUUAACAGACGGUAUAUAUCCUGAGUGGGCAACUUUUGUCAAGAGCUUCCAACAUCCUCAAGAUCCAAAAAGAAGGAAGUUCAAGGAAAUGCAAGAAGCUGCGAGGAAGGAUGUAGAACGUGCAUUUGGGGUUCUCCAAGCUCGUUGGGCAAUGAUUAGAGGUCCGAGUCGCCUCUGGUAUAAAGAAAAUAUCACUGACAUUAUGUAUGCUUGCAUUAUUUUACAUAAUAUGAUAAUUGAAGAUGAAGGGGAAAUGACAAGCCAAUGGGUUGAAGACGAACCAAACACGUCGAGCAACAAUAUUGCAGGGGAAAUAAAUCGUGGUUCGGUAGGAGGAUUCAACGAGUACCUCAGAAGGGGUGCUAGAGUACGUGACAAAACAAUACAUCACCAACUUCGAUCCGAUCUGGUUGAGCACGUGUGGGCGCGAUUCGGCGAUGAUUAGUGUCAUAAUUAAUUUUUUUUAGUUUGUCAUCAUUUGGUAUUUAAAUUAAGAUGUUGUGUGUAUUUGUGUUUUUAAUUUUAGUUGUGUGUUGUAAGCAAUUAAUUUUCAAUAAAAUGUGCGUUUGAAUUUUAA